UUCCCCUCCAUGAGCUUCGCCUGACGGCCUACUGGUAGGCUUUCAGUUUACUUCUCGUCACAUGUCCCUUGAGUCUCCAUGGAUGUCAGAUUUCGUCCGUUCGAUAGGUCCAUGUUAUAUAUAUACGUCAUCUUACCUCGUCCUUCUAAAAAUCGUAGUUCCAAGACAUUCUUAUAUGAUGAUUCACCGGAGACAGAUCUAAGCUGGAGCUCAUCCAUAGAUACUGAAGAACAUCUCCAGAGCGGAAAUCCCUCUCAUAGUUCGCUUUGUACACUCUCCUUAUGUUCCUCCUCACGAGAAAGCUAUGGAGUCUCUGUACAUGUUCAUGUCGAAUCUCUCCGCCUGGUUUGUGUUUUCUUCUAUGGUUCUGGCCGAAUAUACUGCUAAUCAUUGAGAUGAAGCUCCGCCAUCACGAGCAACAGCAUACAUACGCUUGUAUCAUAGUAUUUGGCGGCCGUGAUAGGUUUGGGCUCCCUGGUUACGUGCAUCCCAAACCAGGAAGACGUCAGUCGCGAGAGUCAGCUUAUACUUGGGAUUACUGAUCUGGAAGAACAGAGAAGACGCAGGUGGGAUUCACUGUGACUGUUUCGACCGCAUUCUGCUUGGGGCCGUGAACUUGAACAGCAUGGAAGUUCAGAGAUCAAGAACCAGGAGAACCGGAGGCUCUCUGCCUGCAGGUAGCUCCAGCCAGCCGAAAGCAAGCAUCGGUCGAUCCCGGAAGGCCCAUAGCAGGGUGGAACAGAUCGUUGCAACGUACGUCUACACAGACGUGGACAAUUUUCGUGCCUUGGUGCAGCAGCUAACUGGAGAUCCUUCAACGAAUCCAUCAUCGCUUCCUCAGACUCCUGAUCUGAAGGAGAGCGAAGGAAGACUCCAACGUCAUCUCAGGAUGAAUAGCAUUGCUACGUCCGACCUCGGAAGAGAUAGAGCAAGUUUGAAGAGAGCGUCUACUCCAAAAUUGUUCGAGCGAAGGAGGAAUGCAAAGAACCUGGAGGUGACAAAGCUGGCCACGGGGCCUUCCAUAGCUAAUUUAAAUAGCGCUACGAUUGCGAAAGGAUUCCAGAUUUGUCCAAACUCCCAUAGUCCGAUCUCGAUACUUAACGCAUUCGAAUUUUUCUCAGAUCAGAGCAGUAAUAUGACGAGCCCACUUGGGUAUACCAAUCGCCCUUCAGUUCCAAACACUCCCACAUCCAAUUUCAAUAUCAACAAAACCAUACUGGAACCAGAGCUAGAGGAUGGCCCAUCCGGCGAAGAGCCAAAUCAGCCGAGACUUCUUCAACUCUUUCCACUCCACUCUAGUCGUUGAUUUUUUAGAGUAUCAGCAGAAUCAGGUCCACCUUUAGCAUGGAUCGAUUUGGAUGGUACUACAUCUGAUUUUAAUUAUGUAUAUACAUGCACAGUCUGGAGUUUGGCUCAUCUCUUGAUUCGAUUCAGGGUAUAGACUGUCGACAAUGGCAGGAUGAGAUAUAAACAUCUGUAUUAAAUUCUAAUUACGAUGCCAGCAAUGCAAGGUAUCAUGAUAAGCUUGCCUUCC
Marchantia polymorpha subsp. ruderalis is the source of this 1534-nucleotide messenger RNA. Lineage: Eukaryota; Viridiplantae; Streptophyta; Marchantiopsida; Marchantiales; Marchantiaceae. The record is from the annotation of a GenBank genome assembly.